UGCGGGACAGGACGAGGCUUCCUGUCUGCGCCUGCGGAAUCGCCGUUUGACCCCGGAAGUGCCGGCGCUCCGGGAGCUGUCACCGUGGACGGCGGCGGCGGCGGCACAGCGCCGGCAGUGGAGCCGCCGAGGUCCCCACACUGGACUCUCCCACUGCCGUCUCUGGAAGGUGAGCAUGGAAAGGACUGGGCCUGUGAGUCAUUUAGAUGUCUGCGCUGGAGGGCCACGCAGCACAAUGCCCGCUCUGCCCCUGGACCAACUCCAGAUCACCCACAAGGACCUGAAGACAGGGAAGCUGAGGACUUCACCAGCGCUGCACCCCGAGCAGAAGGCAGACCGGUAUUUUGUGUUAUACAAACCGCCCCCUAAAGACAACAUUCCCGCCCUAGUGGAGGAGUACCUGGAACGCGCCACCUUCGUAGCCAAUGACCUCGACUGGCUCCUGGCCUUGCCUCACGAUAAAUUCUGGUGCCAGGUCAUCUUCGACGAGACCCUGCAGAAGUGCCUGGACUCCUACCUGCGCUAUGUCCCCCGGAAGUUCGACGAGUGGGUGGCCCCGGCCCCUGAGGUUGUUGACAUGCAGAAGCGCCUGCACCGAAGUGUUUUUCUCACCUUCCUCCGCAUGUCCACUCACAAAGAAUCCAAAGAACACUUCAUCUCCCCAUCUGCUUUUGGAGAAAUCCUUUACAACAACUUCCUGUUUGAUAUCCCAAAGAUCCUGGACCUCUGCGUGCUCUUUGGCAAAGGCAACUCCCCGCUGCUGCAGAAGAUGAUAGGAAACAUCUUUAUCCAGCAGCCGAGUUACUAUAAUGACCUAGAUGAAACCAUGCCCACCAUCCUUCAGGUCUUCAGCAACAUCCUCCAGCACUGUGGUUUGCAAGGAGACGGGGCCAGUGCCACACCCCAGAAGCUGGAGGAGCGGGGCCGGCUGACCCCCUGCGACAUGCCUCUCCUGGAGUUAAAGGACAUUGUGCUCUACCUUUGUGACACCUGCACCACACUCUGGGCCUUUCUGGAUGUCUUCCCUUUGGCUUGCCAGACCUUCCAGAAACACGACUUCUGUUACAGGCUAGCUUCCUUUUACGAAAUCGCAAUUCCUGAACUGGAGUCUGCAAUUAAGAAGAGGAGGCUUGAAGAUAGCAAGCUGCUAGGUGACCUGUGGCAGAGGCUCUCCCAUUCCAGGAAGAAGCUACUGGAGAUUUUUCACAUCCUCUUGAACCAGAUCUGCCUUCUCCCAGUCCUGGAAAGCAGCUGUGACAACAUUCAGGGCUUCAUCGAAGAGUUCCUUCAGAUCUUCAGCUCUUUGCUACAGGAGAAGAGGUUCCUCCGGGACUACGAUGCACUCUUCCCCGUGGCUGAUGAUGUCAGCCUGCUGCAGCAGGCCUCGUCAGUCUUGGAUGAGACGCGGACUGCCUACAUCCUCCAGGCGGUUGAGAGUGCAUGGGAAGGGGUGGACCGAAGGAAAGCCACCGAUGCCAAAGACUCACCGGCAGCUGAGAAUCCUAAUGGGGUCAUGGAGAUGGCAGAGCCAGCUGGUGGGAUGUCAUCACUUCCUAACUCGGAGGAAGAGGAGUGCAUGGGGGCAGCCGCUGCCCUAGGCCCUGCCAUGUGCGGCGUGGAGCUGGACUCACUCAUCUCCCAAGUGAAGGACCUGCUGCCAGACCUCGGCGAGGGCUUCAUCCUGGCCUGCCUGGAGCACUACGGCUAUGACCCGGAGCAGGUCAUCAACAACAUCCUGGAGGGGCGGCUGGCCCCUGCCCUCAGCCAGCUGGACCGCAGCCUAGACAGGCAGGUGAAGCCGGACCCAACGCCCCUGCUGACGUCUCGUCACAACGUCUUCCAGAAUGACGAGUUUGACGUGUUCAGCAGGGACUCGGUGGACCUGAGCCGGGUGCACAAGGGCAAGAGGAAGGGAGAGAACACGCGGAGCCUGGUGAACGACAAGCGGGAGGUGCUGGCGCAGCGGCAGCGCUAUGAGCAGUACAGUGUGGUGCUGGAGGAGGUGCCGCUGCAGCCGGGUGAGGGCUCGCCUUACCACGGCGACGACUACGAGGACGAGUAUGAUGACACAUAUGACGGCAACCAGGUGGGCGCCAACGAUGCUGACUCGGACGAUGAGCUCAUCAGCCGCAGGCCCUUCACCAUCCCUCAGGUGCUGAGAACCAAAGUGCCCGGAGAAGGGCAGGAAGAGGACGAGGACGAGGAGGAGGCUGAGGAUGAGGCCCCCAAGCCCGACCAUUUUGUGCAGGACCCUGCGGUGCUGCGGGAGAAAGCAGAAGCCAGGCGCAUGGCCUUCCUGGCCAGGAAAGGGUACCGGCAUGACAGCUCGGGGGCGGUGGCCGGCAGCCCCCGGGGUCAAGGACAGAGCCGGGAGACAACGCAGGAACGCAGGAAGAAGGAAGCCAACAAGGCGACUCGAGCCAACCACAACCGGAGAACCAUGGCCGACCGCAAAAGAAGCAAAGGCAUGAUUCCGUCCUGAGGCUGCUGCGCCAGGGCCAGCCGGGCCUGCGAGGCUGAGUUACUGCUGCCUGGGUCCUCCUCACCAGUUGGCCCCCUGCUGGGGCCCCAAGUUCAAGUCCUCCUCUCAAUAGCCUCAGCUUUGCCGCCCCUGAGAAGGCUGCCUCCUCAUCCACCAGCCAGCCGUGAGCGCCUUCCUGCAGAACACACAGUGCCUUAUCCCACGGCGGAGGAACCCAUGGGGCCGGCGAGCAGGUGAAAGGGACGGGGACAGAGCCCCUAGGCAGGCCCCCCCCCAAGCCUCGUGCAGCAAGACACCACCUCCCUUUCUCCCUGGACGGCAGGAAACCUGUAUAUUCAAAAACAAAAAACAAACAAAAAAGGCCUGCGAAUAAAGUUUUUGACCCUUUGAA
Molecule: messenger RNA, 2873 nt
Organism: Camelus dromedarius (Arabian camel)
Lineage: Eukaryota; Metazoa; Chordata; Mammalia; Artiodactyla; Camelidae
Gene: ASCC2
Product: activating signal cointegrator 1 complex subunit 2
Exons: 21
Coding region: 176-2482 (768 amino acids)
Biological process (GO): regulation of DNA-templated transcription
Molecular function (GO): ubiquitin binding
Source: RefSeq, a predicted model, not a curated record